AUGGGCGACUUUCUAUCCCCGCGGGGCUUCUCGUGGGUACAUUAUAAAACCCGUUCAAAUUUCGUAACGCUACGAAAAUCUUGUCGUUUCCCAUUUUGCCCCUCCCUCGCCUCACUCACUCGCGAUUCCCCUCCUCUCCUCACUCACUCUGAAAUCCCUAGCUCGCCCGCGCCGCUCUUCCUCUGGCCCGCGCCGCUCUUCCUCUCGCCCACGCCGCUCGCCCGCGCCGCCGUCGCCGCCUCCCUUUCGCCCGCGCCGCCUCUCCCUCUCGCCAGCGUCGCGUGCGCCACCUUCUCCUGCUCAAGCCAAAGCUGGCUUUUUUUACUGAAGUCCAGGAAGAGCAGCAGUAGUGCGGAGCAGACAGCCUUGUCCUGCUCGACGACGGUGGCAGCGUUCUCCGGCUCGACAACGGCGGCGACGAACGCUGGCGCUCCUCGUCUUCCUCGACCUGCAAGGAGGAGCACCGGUACUGGAGAUGCGGCUGCUGCUGCCGGGUCUACACGACGUGGAGGUCCUGCAAAUGCGGUUGCUGCUCUGGCGGACGAGGGGGAGUUCGAGCUGCCGGGCGACUUCAACUUCAUCGUCAUCUGUGCAGAUCAGGUGGAGUACUUGCUUGAGGUCCAGGUUCAUCCUCUUCUGGUGGAGAACAAUUCAGACGCGUACGAUUCGCUUGAUUCGGGUGGGAACAUUACAAUCAAGUGGACACUGGAAUGAUCAUGUGAUGCAUUGUUUGAAGUUAAGACUAAUUCAGUUCAGUCUAUUUGAAGCUAAGACAAAUUUCCUUGGCAUUUCACUAGAUGUGGUGUUAAUGGCCUGAAGAUUUUAUCAGAUUAUCCACCAUUCAUCUUGCAACCGGACUGGCAAAUACUGUCGAAUAUGUUCAGAAGCAGAAAUUGGAACAAAGGAAAACAUCACAUGCUCCGACCAGAUUAAUUUCCAACUUAGCUAGAUGCCUAGUUAUGGGAAUCGACCAGAUUAAUUUCCAACUCAGCUAGAUCGUUGCUAUGGAGACAGAGGAGUCAUAGGUUGGGCAUCGCCCCCUCCUCAAAUCCCAGGCACUCCUUGUCUCCCCUAUCAGUUUAGUUCAGUCUGUUUGAAGCUAAGAUCAAUUCAGUGCACAUCAGCUUUCUCAUUCUUACAUGAGCAAAUUUCAUGAAAAGAAUCUUCUGUGAGAACACAUCGAUCUGUUUUUUUUCAAAUGCAGGAGCACUCUAUGGAUUACAGAAGAAUUGAUUUGUAAGAUUGCCCACAAGUGAUACUGUGCAGAAAAUUUUGAAAUUAGUCUGACUUCUACUGUACAGAAGAAUUGAUUUGUAAGAUUGCACACAAGAAUUUAUCUGAGUUCUGCUGUUGUGCAAGAGGAGAGGCGAGGAGAACCUGCCUGGAAGCAACGUGCUGCGGCGGCGGGGACGAGCUAGGUGGGCUGGGCGCGGCGACGACCAAGCUGGGCGGGGGUGGCUACCAAGCGGGCACAGCGGCGGCCAAGCUGGGCGGGCGCGGCAGCAACCAAGCGGGCGCAGCGGAGGUCGAACUGGGCACCUGAGAUCGGGACCGAGCGCCUGGACGAAGGGGGCGAGUGCCUGCAGGCGGGGCCCGAGCGCUUGGACGAAGGGGAUGACGCGAGCUCCUGCAAGAGGAAGACGACACGCUGAAGAAGGAAGACGGGCCAGCUCCUGUAGGAAGAAGACGACGCGAGCUCUGGAGGAGGAAGACGACUGAAAUUUCAGAUCGAGGGUAAAACUGUCCAUUUCCCCAUUUGUCGGCUGUGUCUGAAAAUUAUAAACGCUCUUAUAAAAGUUUACGGAGGGAGUAGUAGGCUUUCUCUAGUAAAAUGGCUGAGCUGAUUAUGCAAGCCAUAAAGUCACUCAGGGAUAAAGUCACGCUUAGGCACUUGACGUGUACUCAAGUCGGUUUGCAGGUAUUUUUCUUAUCCAACCACAUUAUAUAAAACUCCCUCCCUCCCCCUCUCUCUCGCGUCGUCUCCCUCGCGAGGCGACCCGAGGGCCCCCAGAUCCUAGCGCCGCCAGGCCGGUCCCUGGCUGCUCCUCUGCCGCCGCUGUCACCGGCCCCUGCCGCGGUGGCGGCGGGCCCCGUUCCUCUAAGGGGAAGGGGAUCUCCUGCCGUUGCGAAGGGCGAGGCGGACUUGGGCCCCGAGGCGGCGGCCUCGGUCUGCGUGGCGACGGCGACCGCUGCGGCCGCUCGGGCGGCGUGGGGGUCGGGCCUGGGCACUGUGCUGCUGUCGCGCCGGGCGCGUCCUUUGGUGGAGGGAGGGCGCUCUUCGUCCUGCUCGGCGGCUGGCAACAGUGACCCGGCGGCGUCUCCAGGCGUGCUGCAUUGCAGAUCCGGUGGCCUGGUGCCCGUCCAUGCGGUGGUGUGCGGGGCUCCUUGCCUCGGCUCAGAUCUGGUCUGGAUGGGGAGGGGUGGCAGCCCUCCUGUCCCUGCCUGCUGGCUUCGAGCUGGCCUACCUCUGCGGGCCAGGGACUGCGGUGCGGCGGUGCUGCUCGUUUUCGUGGCGGCAAGGUGUGAUGCUCUGAUUUGGAUCGCCGGGGCGGGCCUGAUGCGGUGGUGCUGCUCGUUGGCGGCCGAGCAGCGACAUCGAGUGCGAGGGUGGUUCCUGUGUGGCAAUGACGCGAUUGUUGUGCAGGAGUGUACGGGUCAGCGGAGGUGAUAGUUGACUUUGGUUGGCUGCGUGGGAGUGAAGGCUCUGCUUCUCCAGGAGAAAGCUUUGGCUGGUUUCUGGCCGGCCGGCGGCGGCGCCGCCCGUGGGCGUCGCUAUCUCUCUUGGGAGCCCCGUUGAGGAGUUUUAUGCAACCUCUCCUCUCGGGUCAAAAUCUUCGGGCGAAAGUCAGGAUCCUUCUGGUGGAUCGGACGGCGACGUCGUCUCUACGUUGCUUUCCCUUUUGGGGCGCCGUCUUUGAGAUCUUGGCCCCUUUUGCACUUCCGGCAGGCUGGACGUGCACAACAUCGUGGUCGGUAGAUGUUCGACCGGCGGUGUGGGAGGUUGGCGUUGUGACUUGUGUGGCAACGACAAUGAUGGCGUGCGGUGCUGGGUGGUCUGGUGUGCCAAUGGGUGUGCUUUUGCUGGUUUAGAAGUCGGAGCUGUGGGCGGCGGGGUCAUUGCAGCAACGAUGACUCCAUGAGGGCGGUUUUCAGCGAACGGUGCUCUCCGGGUGUUGUGCUGGACUAAGGUCGGUGCGAGGCCAACAAAAUCGGAGUUGUCUUGUCCUCGACGCUGUGGUCGACUCUUUGGCGUUGCUUUGUUGUUCGGUGCUACCUUUCGAUGGUGUGUCGUUUGGUUGUGAGGUGAACUUGUUUGUGGCCAGGUCGUCCGCGUGUGCCUCAUGUGGGGUUUGUAAUCUAGGUUUUCGUCCGGUUUUUCUCUAAUUAAUCGGGCAACUCUCUUUUUCUUAAUCAAUGAAAAUGACAAAU
Messenger RNA from Triticum aestivum (bread wheat), 3429 nucleotides. RefSeq lists its product as uncharacterized. The transcript has 4 exons. The record is from RefSeq and is a predicted model, not a curated record. Bases 1 to 714 code for a protein of 237 amino acids. NCBI's taxonomy places the organism in Eukaryota, Viridiplantae, Streptophyta, Magnoliopsida, Poales, Poaceae.